AGCGGCGAGGGUGCAGCGGUGCACGGUGCACCGUGGUGGCCUCCCUAAGGAUUAUAAUGGCCACCCCUGGAGAAGGCAGCCAGCCCGAUGACGAAGGGGCAGCCCAGCCAGUGGUACAGCUGCAGCCGCUGGAGCCUCGGGUGGCCCGCAGACGCCUGUCCCAGGCCCGCCACCGAGCCACCCUGACAGGGCUCUUCAACAACCUAAGGAAGACAGUUUACUCCCAGUCUGAUCUCACAGCCUCAAAGUGGCAGGUACUGAACAAGACGAAGGUCCACAUCCAGGAACUGGAGCAAACCCUGGAUAAUUUGCUGAAGCUCAAAGGAUCCUUCAACCUGGAGGACGGGAAUGCCAGCAGCCUAGAGGAGGCCAAGGAGGAAUACGCCAAAAUGUACUCUGAGGAGGACAGCGUCCUCCUCAACAGCUUUCCUCAGAACAGCUCCCCGCCAUGGUUCCCCCCUGAGGCUGUUGGGAAGGAUGCCGAGGAAGGAGGAGAUGAUGAAGAGAGAGAGGAGGAGGGGAAGCAGGAGGAGGAGGAAGAAGAGGAGGAGGAGAAAAAAGCCGAUCUCUCACACUCCCCUACGACCCAGUUGCCUGACCUCCUGGAGUUUGAACAGUACCUCAACUUCUACAAGCAGAUGAUGGACCUCCUGACCAUGAACGGCAUCAUCUCCCCCCAGGAAGAGAUAAUCCCCAUCGUCUCUGCCGCCGUCUCCCACCUGUGGCAGACCCUCUCUGAGGAGAAGAAAGCCUGUCUCCUGCAGGUGUGGGAGCAGCAGAGCGCCACCUUCUCAGACCUCGCAGAGGCCUGUCUAGAGCUGGCCUGUGUGGAGGACAGCGUGAAGGACAGCGGGGUGGACAGCCAAGGGGCCAGCUGCUCGCUGGGCUCUACUCCAGAAGAGGUGAUUAGACCUGUGGGGCGGUUCUUUUUUGAAGAUGCUUUCGAUGUGGCAAGUUUCCUGGACAAGAGUGAGGGUCAGCAAAUGUCUAACAUCAGCUCUGUGUUUGCGAACUGCAACCCAGAAAAUCUGGAGGAGAAAUUUCAGCUCUACAUGCAGAUCAUCGAGUUCUUUAAAGGCCUUUGCUGUACUAACACUCCGCUGAGCCAGGAACCAGAUCCUCCAGUGGAUGAUGACAUGACCCUGCUCAGGUGCCUGGAGACCUUCGAUGACGAAGACUUGUAAACACAGCAGGGCUGGGAAGGAAGGGGUCGGAUGGGGGGUGCUUUUCAAGUUUCAUUGCUAGUAGCUAGGUUACACCACCUUGUCCUCCAAGACUCUUUGAGAGAGGCUGUUUCCAGAAGCCUCUUUGAUGUUCUUAGUUUCUGGUAGUUAUUAAAUGUUAAGAGAA
This is a messenger RNA of Mesocricetus auratus (golden hamster), 1350 nucleotides long. RefSeq names its product stimulated by retinoic acid 8 (gene Stra8). The transcript is spliced from 9 exons. Gene Ontology annotation, biological process: meiotic cell cycle; cellular response to retinoic acid. NCBI's taxonomy places the organism in Eukaryota, Metazoa, Chordata, Mammalia, Rodentia, Cricetidae. The coding region runs from base 57 to 1184 and encodes 375 amino acids. The record is from RefSeq and is a predicted model, not a curated record. Gene Ontology annotation, molecular function: protein dimerization activity.